Messenger RNA from Scleropages formosus (Asian bonytongue), 1001 nucleotides. RefSeq names its product interleukin-8-like. NCBI's taxonomy places the organism in Eukaryota, Metazoa, Chordata, Actinopteri, Osteoglossiformes, Osteoglossidae. The record is from RefSeq and is a predicted model, not a curated record. Gene Ontology annotation, cellular component: extracellular region. The coding region runs from base 83 to 391 and encodes 102 amino acids. Gene Ontology annotation, molecular function: chemokine activity. Gene Ontology annotation, biological process: defense response; chemotaxis; immune response. The transcript has 4 exons.
UAUAUAAGUGGUCAAUGAGGAGCUCUGCCAUACACUCUGUGUCCAGCCGGUCAGCAUCAGAGCACCAGCCCAGUAGCCCAAGAUGACCGCUUACCUGCUCCUCGCGCUGCUCGCCACCCCCCUCCUGCUGGUGGACGAAUCGCGGGCCCUUAGCAUGGGCCCCACCCGCCACUGCCUGUGCCACGGGUACGAAGCCAGGGUGAUUCCGCCCCGAAGCCUGAGGAGCAUCGAGAUCCUUCCCAGGGGGCCGCACUGCAAGGCCACGGAGGUCAUCGCCUCUCUAGUGCAAGGCCACAAGGUCUGCCUGGAUCCUACUGCUGCGUGGGUCAAGAGACUCAUUCGUCUGGUCCUGGAGAAACAGAAGCGCCAAGCGAAGCGAACGCUGGACUGAAGGCCAAGACCGGCCCGGUGCCAUCUGGGGGCCCCAGCAGAGCAAUGUCCCGGAGACGACAUGGAUGCGGUGCAGAUCUGCCCUCAUACUACACAUUCUUCUUGCGUUUCUGAACUAAAAGACAUGAGUCUGUGAUGUGUUUGAGCCAGGUGAAAUAGCGAGGUAAAAUGGCCCAGCUGGAAACAAUGCAGACGAACAUUUGUGUUCGGUACCCGCGCUUCACGCGUAACGCUUGGAUAGACAAGGACUAACACGUUAAAGCUGUGUUGAUACAGCGUCUCAGGAGCACUGAUGCUCCUUCCUGUCUGCGUAAGAAUUAUAUGUUGAAAUAUUUAUCAAUAUCUAAGGUUUUUCACUCCAACCUGUGUACAUUAUAUUAAUGUUUUUGCUGUAGGUUUUUAAGUCAAUUUUUGCUUUGCUUGUGAAUGAAUAAAGAGAAAGAAAUGGCAGGAAGCUGAUAUUUCCUGUUGCUUUGUCUGUCUCUGACUGGCUGCAGCGUCAACAGUCUCAGUCAUUCUGAUCGGCUGUGGUGUUGACAGUCUCGGUUGCCGCUCUGAUCUGUGAAACAGCACUCAUUUCCACUGUAAUAAAGUCUCAUGUAUUGAGAACU